This is a messenger RNA of Vittaforma corneae ATCC 50505, 744 nucleotides long. RefSeq lists its product as uncharacterized. The record is from RefSeq and is a predicted model, not a curated record. Lineage: Eukaryota; Fungi; Microsporidia; Nosematidae. Bases 1 to 744 code for a protein of 247 amino acids. The transcript has a single exon.
AUGAAUAAACUAGUGUGCAGAAACCUUUACGUUUAUACUUGCAUUCCCUUAACGAAAGAAGGAAUAAUGAGAAAGUUCCUUUUGGUAAAAGGACACUAUAACAUUGAAAAAAUAGCAGAGAUUGGUGGCAAAGCGCAUGCUAUAACUGAUGAAGGGACAUUUAAGCUGAGAGACAAUCCUCAUUCCAACUCCUUUUUACUUUCUAGCACAUUGGAUUGCUCAAUUGCUGGUUCUGUUCUAAAAGUACUUGAAAUGAGCCAAAUGGAUUUGAAAGAAUUGUGUGAUUCAAUACCCUUUUCAGAAAUUUCAAACAUUCGACUCGUAUCGUUUGAAAACAUGAUUAAAAAAGAUGCACUUGCUGACUUUUCAAAGAAAUACUAUCUGUUUUUGGUUGGAAGUUCUCUUGCCAAGCUAAAGUAUAAAGAAAUUGUUAAAAUUAUAAUGUAUUUGCAAACGCUAAGUAGCCCCAAGGACUUUGCAUUGUACAGUAAUAACUCGUACAGUGUCGAACUAGCAGAGUGGAUUGUAAACACCUUUAUAGGAUCAAGCUAUGAGUUAGGACUAUUCAUUCUUUUAGACUGUCUGGAAAAUGAUAGGUUAGAUAGUUUUAUAGCUGAGUGGAAGAGCAGAGACCUUUAUGAUAUUGAUUUGAAAGGGUUUCUAAACAGCUUUGUUCUUGACAGUUUGAUGUUGGACAGGCGUGAAAAAGUGAAAAUCAAAGGAUAUCUCAGUAAACUAGUAUAG